This is a messenger RNA of Schistosoma turkestanicum, 2097 nucleotides long. The record is from the annotation of a GenBank genome assembly. Lineage: Eukaryota; Metazoa; Platyhelminthes; Trematoda; Strigeidida; Schistosomatidae.
GCCUUCUGCGGGAAAUUGACAGGUCAUCUCAGCUAAUCUUCAUAUGUUUAAAAAUCAACUCAUAUCUACUUGUAUCCAACUCAAACAUUUAUUAUAUUCAAGAAUGCACCUCAUACUUUUCAUUUAAAUAAUCUCUGCAAACCGAUAUACUUAUUCAGUUAAUCUCUAGAAACCACAAAUGUCUCUUUAAGUUUCUCAUCUUUGUUUCUUUACAAAUAAACCUGACAAAUAUAUAUCUACCUUGAAAGUAGUUGAACAACUGACGAUAUUCAAAAGAUAUAUAUAGAUAUAUAUUCCAUAUUACUGCAUUUCGCUAAAUGUUUAAACAUAUGAUUAAGUUUAUCAUUACUGGUUUAUUAGUCUUACUAAAUACUACUUUUUCAUUGAUUGCAUUUUACAUCGCUUUCCAUGGUGUUAACAAUAAUCAUUCUUUCCGAUCAUGGGAGAUUGGAUUCUCUGUAUUAAAUCAUUUUUCUAUUGGUCUUUUCAUAGGACUUUCAAUUGUUGGUUUAUAUAGUAGUUCAGCUGUUAAACUGCGAUUGGUUCAGGAGAAUUUUUUAAAAAAUAAUAUUAUCUUCCUUCAACAUUAUCCUAUUUCAGAGACAAUUUUUUGUCUUGGAAUAUUUUUUCUAUUUACAUUAGAAUGGUUCUUUCAAAAAGCUGUAAAUAAAGUCUAUAGAUUUGAUGUACAAAAAUAUCCACUAAAGAGUAGUAUAUUACAUUAUGAUGAAAAUUAUUUAACUGAUACAGAAGAUGAAAUUGAAUUAUUAUUAUUAGUACAAUCUAAUAAUUCGACAAUGAAUUCAAUGAACUCAUCAAAUAAUAAAAUGUCAAAACGUUCAUUUUCUCAUCGAAACCUUGAUGUUAAACAUCAGCGGCAACAACAACAUCAUCAAUUUGGAAAAUCAAUUUUAUUAAGUUUUGCACUUAGUCUUCAUUCAUUUUUUGAAGGUAUAAGUUUUGGUUUAUUGGAUUCAUUUGAUCAAGUUAUCGGUAUGACUAUAGGUAUGACAAUGCAUCAAUGCAUAUGUGCAGUUACAUUGGGAUUUCGUUUAGCUCAAUCUAGUAUUACACAUACAAAACGUUGUAUUGCUAUCUUUAUAUUAUUGACGUAUUUAUUAGUUUUCCCAACUGGUGUUUUCUCUGGUAAAUGGUUCUAUGAUAUCUUUACUAAUUCAAAUAUUACUAGCCAUAACUUAACUGCUGCUGCUUCUUCUCCUCCUCCUGUUCAACCAAACCACUCAUCUAUUUCUCAUGAAUUUUCAUUGUCUGGUUAUAUUUUUGUUGGUUUAAUACAAAAUUUCGCUGCUUCAUGUUUUGUCUACGUUAUUCUAUUCGAUAUGCUACUUCCUACUGUGUAUUCCAUUGGAAUUAAAAUGUCUCCAACCAAUCAUUGUAUGCAUUCUGUAGUUCGAACAUCUAGCAUGGGUAUUUUAUGCUUCUGUUCGUUAUUUUUAGGAUUUAUAUUUUUUUGCAGUUUAAGAAUUCUUCAUCACAGAUAAAUGAUGAUGGAUGACGUAGAUAGUCACGUACACGUAUACUUGAUUACAAGUACUCUGAACUGAAUUCUCAUAAUAUGACUCUCUCUCUCUCUCUAUAAACAGAAGUACCACAUUGUCUUUCAUAUUUCUAAAGCACAGGAAAAAAAAUAGAAACUCACAGCUGAAUGCCAAGUUUAGAGUAUUCUGAGUGUUUUAGAGAGAACCUCGUUUAUUUGCAUCUUUCUGAAUAUAUGAAUUACAAUUUCACAAAUAUUUAUACAGGGUAAAUUGUUUCCAGUUUAGACUAUUUGUUUAAUAAAUGUUGAUAGAUAUUUAAUAUUUAUGGUGAGUAAUCAAUCAGACAGUACAAUUUUAUGUUAUUGAUCUUCAGUUAUAAAUUAACGGACGUGUUUGUUAAUAUUUCUUGUAAUCAAACUAUUAUAUUUUCUGUUCAAUGUUGAUGUGAUAUACUGUUGACCAAGAUCUGUGAAUAGCUUGUGAAGUUGUCAUUUAUCUCAAUGGCUCAUCUUCUUUCUAAAUAACUUUUUGGUUCAGUUGUUAUUUCUAUAUUGAUUAUUCAAUGAAUAUAUAUAUAUAUAUUGUUGGUUUAUUGGAG